Molecule: messenger RNA, 2167 nt
Organism: Saimiri boliviensis boliviensis (Bolivian squirrel monkey)
Lineage: Eukaryota; Metazoa; Chordata; Mammalia; Primates; Cebidae
Product: selenide, water dikinase 1
Biological process (GO): L-selenocysteine biosynthetic process
Cellular component (GO): cytoplasm
Molecular function (GO): ATP binding; selenide, water dikinase activity
Source: RefSeq, a predicted model, not a curated record
CUGGUGCAUUGUGGGAGCGGCCCGCGGCCCGUUUCCGGGAGGAGGCGGAGGGCGCAAAGCGAGCCGGUGGAUCCGUAAAAAACCCAGCCAACCCGCAGAGGGAGGGCAGGGGCUGACCUGUGAGGAGAGCGGGCCCCAGAACCAUGUCUACGUGGGAGUCCUUUAACCCGGAAAGUUACGAAUUGGACAAGAGCUUCCGGCUAACCAGAUUCACUGAACUGAAGGGCACAGGCUGCAAAGUGCCCCAAGAUGUCCUGCAGAAAUUGCUGGAAUCUUUGCAGGAGAACCACUUUCAAGAAGAUGAGCAGUUUCUGGGAGCCAUUACGCCAAGGCUUGGCAUUGGAAUGGAUACUUAUGUCAUUCCUUUGAGGCACAGUGGGCUUUCCUUGGUUCAAACCACAGAUUACAUUUACCCGAUCGUAGACGACCCUUACAUGAUGGGCAGGAUAGCAUGUACCAAUGUCCUCAGUGACCUCUACGCAAUGCGGGUCACAGAAUGUGACAAUAUGCUGAUGCUCCUUGGAGUCAGUAAUAAAAUGACAGACAGGGAAAGGAAUAAAGUGAUGCCUCUGAUUAUCCAAGGUUUUAAAGACGCAGCUGAGGAAGCAGGAACAUCUGUGACGGGCGGCCAAACAGUACUAAACCCCUGGAUUGUCCUGGGAGGAGUCGCUACCACUGUCUGCCAGCCCAAUGAAUUUAUCAUGCCAAACAAUGCAGUGCCAGGGGACGUGCUGGUGUUGACAAAACCCCUUGGGACACAGGUGGCAGUGGCUGUGCACCAGUGGCUGGAUAUUCCUGAGAAAUUGAAUAAGAUUAAGCUAGUUGUCACCCAAGAAGAUGUAGAGCUGGCCUACCAGGAGGCGAUGAUGAAUAUGCUGAGGCUCAACAGGACAGCUGCAGGACUCAUGCACACAUUCAACGCCCAUGCGGCCACUGACAUCACAGGCUUCGGGAUUUUGGGCCAUGUGCAGAACCUGGCCAAGCAGCAGAGAAACGAGGUGUCGUUCAUCAUUCACAACCUCCCGGUGCUGGCCAAGAUGGCUGCAGUGAGCAAGGCCUGCGGAAACAUGUUUGGCCUCAUGCACGGGACCUGCCCGGAGACCUCAGGCGGCCUUCUGAUCUGUUUACCACGUGAGCAAGCAGCUCGGUUCUGUGCAGAGAUAAAGUCUCCCAAAUAUGGUGAAGGCCACCAAGCAUGGAUUAUUGGGAUUGUAGAGAAGGGCAACCGCGCAGCCAAAAUCAUAGACAAACCCCGGAUCAUGGAGGUUGCACCGCAAGUGGCCACUCAAAAUGUGAAUCCCAUACCGGGGGCCACCUCUUAAUCUAGACAGAAAUAGCUGUUUGGUUUUGUUUUUAAAUAGCUCUAUUUCCUUUAUCAUCACUUCAAUUAAAGACUAUAAGCAACAAAAAUCUCAUUGUGUCUACACAUCAGGUGACCUUAGGUUGGUUUGUAAGUGGAUACAAUUAAUAAAAUAAAAUCCAUUGUCUUUUCUUCCUGUUACAUUAACUGAAGAUGCACCUAAUCUUGAGGCAGCUUCUGAGUUGAGAUUUAUAUUGUUAUCCAAUACCGUUGAUUCAUUUUGAAUCUUUAGACACUUAUCUCUUGCCGCAUAGGCUCUUUUUAAAGGUGCUUUCACAUAGCACAGACAUUGCCAAUAGUCGUGUCAGAUACCAGUUGGUGUCUUUUCAUUUUGUAUUUAUCAUAUAAGUCUGAUUUUUUUUUUAAGUGUCUUGAAUGGUUUUCUGGAGAGACGGCAUUGGUAAGUGGCACAUGACGGUAUACCAGUCGUUAAGAGGGUUGCAUGAUUCCUUUGAGUCUUUGGUUUGGAAAGCCUAGUCUUAUCUCUCAAGAGCAUCUUGGACCCUGGACAUUCUCCAGUAGUGCAUUCAGUUCAACACGGCAAGUGCUUCACUGCAUGGAAAACACUUUGAAGACAAAAAAGAAAUCUUGUUUCUUUUUUUGUAUCCUUCCUGAUAUUUACAGUAAUACCAUUAACUGUUUUCUUUAUCCAUAGCAAAAAAGGAUACUUUUUGCAAUGUAAUUAGAUGUUCUAUAGUGCUACAAGGAAUUGCCUUCCAAAAGGAGGUUGGCGUAUGAUACUCAUUUACAAUUCAAUAUAUAAUUAUGCAAAUAAUUUUUAAAUAUGAUCAAUAAUAAAGACUGUUC